CCAUUCAGAUUCAUUAUUAUUCCCGAGAACACUAAACCCCUUUCUUUUUUCUCUUUCAAAUUCCUUCUUUUUCUUUUUGUCAAAUCCUUCUUCUUCAGUUCCCAUUUCGAACCAGCACACUCUCCCCAUCCAUUUCAUUUCUUCCAUGUGAUCCAUUUUCACCUCUCAUUUUUCCUUUUGAAACACAUUCAAGAUUAUUUACAAUGACGGGUUGGAGAAGGGCCUUCUGCACUUCCAUUCCUAAAGAUACACUUUCAACUGAUAUCUCCAAUGAAUCCUUAAGCCCCAGAAUCAGCUCUAAAUUUGGGUUUUUCUCUAACCCAUCAACCCCUCCUUCUCAAUCCCGCCGCCAGCCCGACCACCCUGGUCUCGGUCUCCGCUGUCGAACCUCCGUUGCCACUUCUGUUUCUACACCUUCUUCCACUUCCAAUAGCCCCAAGCUGAUGACCCAAAAGAAAACCGGUGCCUCUAGAUUGUUGUUCCAUUUCUCCAAUCCUUCUUCUCCCAAAUCCCCUUCUGGUUUCUCCUUCAUUAAAACUGGUUUACGGCUUUCCAAGAGUAGGUGUGGAAUCUGUUUACAGAGUGUUAAAAGAGGACAAGGAACGGCCAUUUUCACAUCAGAAUGCUCUCACUCCUUUCACUUUCCUUGCAUCUCUGCUCACAUUAAGAAGAAUCGAACUGUGGCGUGUCCUGUUUGCAGCUCUAUCUGGAAUGAAGCUCCGUUGCUUGAUGGUCAUAACGCUCUGAAGAAACCAAUCCAGACGGAUAAGACGAGAGGUGUAGAAUCGAUCAAAUCCGGAGAAGUCAAAUCGAAGCCGCUUAAGGUUUAUAAUGAUGACGAGCCUUUGAUGUCCCCGACUUCCGGUGGUCGCUGUAAUCCUAUACCGGAAUCUGACGAAAACGAAGACGAUGAAGAACAGGAUAGCGCUGUGGAGUUCCAAGGUUUCUUUGCUACAUCUGCACCCUUAGCGUCACCGAGAUUACCUAACAUUGUGAAAAAUGUUGAAGUAAGUCUAUUGCCUGAGGCUGCGGUGAUUGCAGCCGGUCGCAGCUAUGAGACUUAUGCGGUGGUGUUGAAGGUGAAGGCUCCUGCUCAAUCUGCGACGACAUCCUCUUCGCCAAUGAAUCGGAGCCUUCGUCCUCCAAUCGAUUUGGUAACCGUGUUGGAUGUGAGUGCAAGUGCGAACAACGCCAAACUCCAAAUGGUGAAACGCACUAUGCGAUUAGUCAUUUCAUCUCUCGGUUGCACGGACCGCCUCUCGAUUGUGGCGUUCUCCGCCAGUUCGAAGCGGUUGUUGUCACUACGGAGAAUGACCUCCAAUGGCCGCCGAUCGGCGCGCCGAAUCGUUGAUUUGCUCUGCGAAGUUGGCCAAGGGGCGUGCAUUAACGAUGCAAUAAAGAAGGCAGCGAAAGUUCUCGAAGAUCGGCGAGAGAGAAAUCCCGCCGCCAGUAUCAUCCUCAUUUCCGACGGUCGCGAUGACCGCGUUGGAGCUUCUUACUCCGGCAACUACAAACGAUCUUCUCCAGUCGUGUGCUCCACGCGCUUCCCCCACCUGGAGAUACCCGUUCACGCCAUAUCCUUCGGCGACGGCCUGGUGGCGCCGGAAGACGCGUUGGCCAAUUGUGUUAGUGGCCUGUUGAGUGUGGUGGUUCAAGAUCUCAGACUCCAACUCGGCUUCGUAUCCGGUUCGACCCCGGCCGAGAUAGCUGCGGUCUAUUCGCUCUCCUCUCGCCCGACAGUUCUGGAACCCGGUUCGAUUCGGAUCGGGGAUCUCUCUUCCGAAGAAGUCCGAGAAAUGCUUGUGGAAUUGAAAGUGCCAGCUUCCUCCAUUGGGACCCACCCUCUAUUGUCCGUACGAUCAUCUUUCAAGGACACGUCAUCGCACUCACAAGGACUCGUUUGUUCCAAACAACACGCAUUACCUUUACCCAGGCCGCGGACCGUCCGAUCUUCCGGGUCUAACAUCGAACGGCUAAGGAACCUCCACGUCACAAUCCGAGCUGUAGCCGAGUCACAACGCUUGAUAGAACACAAUGAUUUCUCGGCAGCACAACACUUGCUGUCAUCGGCUCGAGCCUUGCUGUUAAAACAAUCCGGUUCCACAUCAGCCAGCGAGUACAUAAAAGGCUUGGACGUCGAGUCUGCCGCGCUGAACCGACGGAAACAACAACAGAUGCAAACCCAACGACAGAACGUGAUGGCAGGACGAGAGACAAGCAGAAUAGACGAAAAGGUUGAGCAGCUUACGCCCACUUCGGCUUGGAGAGCCGCGGAAAGACUGGCUAAAGUUGCGAUUAUGAGGAAGUCGAUGAACAGAGUCAGCGACUUACACGGCUUCGAAGAUGCCAGAUUUUAAUUCAAAAAUUAUAAUUUAAAAAAAAAAAACAUAAAAUAAUAAAUCAUUCUUGAAAAUAAAAAAUAAUAAAAAAGGAAAAAAAUUAUGAUUGGACUAGUGGGGGAUGGGCCCGAGCCUAGAAUAUGGACAAGAGGAACAAGACGGCUAGGCCCUUUUCCUUCUUUUUUUUCUUUUAAUUUUGGGGGUUGGCAAUUGAAAGGAACAGUUUGGUAAGGGUAGAGCGGGGGACCCAACAAAGAAGAGAUUCAAGAAGAAGAAAUUUGCAUUAUUUUGAUCCAAAACUUAGGCAGCCCCAUCUCUGUUUGUUUCUUCCUCCUUUAAAUAUCCACUUCUUCUUUUCUUUUUCUUUUUCUUUUUUUUUUUUUUCUCUCUCUUAAUUUUGUAAAAAAACUUGAAGAUAUAAUAUAGCUCUUUUAUUAUGAAAUGAACUGAGAACAUGUUCGGUUUUGUACGUUUGUUUCUUAUGUUUGUAUGUAUGAGCUGUUGGUUAAUGUUCAAAUCGAUUUUGUUUCUAUGUACCCA
This is a messenger RNA of Cucumis melo (muskmelon), 2879 nucleotides long. Its product is annotated as E3 ubiquitin-protein ligase WAVH1. NCBI's taxonomy places the organism in Eukaryota, Viridiplantae, Streptophyta, Magnoliopsida, Cucurbitales, Cucurbitaceae. The transcript has 2 exons. The record is from RefSeq and is a predicted model, not a curated record. Bases 204 to 2357 code for a protein of 717 amino acids.